AUGGGAGAAGGGCGAAGGAUUGAGGGAGCCAAUGGCAGAGCGGAGGGGGCGGGGCUAAAAACGAGCGCGGCCAAUCGCAAUGAGGAAAGGGCGGGGCUACGGAGGCGGGAGACGGCGGGAGGAGGGGGCGGGGCCGCGGUGAACCGGAACCAAUCGGAAUUCGAGGAGGGCGUGGUCAGAGCGAACCGGAGCCAAUCAGAGCGCGAGGCGAUGCUGGCGCUGGCGAUCAUCGGAGCUUCCGGCUCCGCCCCCCCGGCCCCGCCCUUCCUGGAGGAACCGACCAAUAGCAGCGCAGCUCUGGGCGAGGGGGCGGAGCUUCGCUGUCUCACCCAGGUGGGCGUGGCCGUGCAAUGGGCGCGGGGGGGGCUCCUGCUCGGGGCCACGCCCACCCAGACCCAUCCUCGCUACCGAUUGGCUGGAGACCCCCGCAGAGGUGAGCACCACCUGCGGAUCCGGCCGGUGACGCUCGAGGAUGACGACGUCUUCCAGUGCCAGGCGGGGGAGGGGAACGGCACCAGGCCACGCCCAUCGCGCCCCGCCCAGCUGAGCGUGCUGGUUCCCCCCAGUCCCCCCCAGUUGGAGCUGCUGGAGGGGGCGGAGCUUCCCCUGGUGGGCGGGGCCGAGGUUCAGAUUCGCUGCCACGCCCACGACGCUCGCCCCUCCCCCACCCUGGAGCUGCGCCUGGGGGAGCGGCUCCUUCCCGACGUCUCCUCCCGGGUGUUCGAGGGCUCCCACCCCAAACUCAGCUCCAGCGAGGCCACGGCCAGGCUGACCCCCAGCCCCGCUGACCACGGCUCCGUCCUCGUCUGCUCGGCCUCCAACGCGGCCGGGGCGGCUCCGGCCGAGGCCAAACUGCGGCUGGACAUCGCUGUCCCUCCCAGUGCUCCCAGUAUCGAGGGGCUGCCGCCACUGGUGCGGGCGGGGGAGGAGCUGCAGCUGCUCUGCGUCAGCCGGGGGGGGCGCCCCACCCCCAGUCUGCACUGGGACAAGGACGGGCUCCCAUUGGAGGGGGCGUGGUCAGAGGACUCGGGGGGCGUGGCCAGGACCCGUCUCGUGCUCAGCCCCGCCCCCGAUGAUGAUGGCGCCACCUUGCGGUGCCGAGCGGUGACGUCACUUCCGGGGGGCGGGGCCAGCGCCAGCGUCAAACUGAGAGUGACGUACGGCCCCUCGGAGCUGACCCUGCUGGGCUCGGGCGCGGUGGCCGAGGCCGGGGAGGCGGCGCUGAGCUGCACCAGUGCUCCCAGUAACCCCCCAGUACGGCUGCGCUGGUGGCUGGGGGGGAGGGAGCUGAGGGCGAGCCACGAGGGAGCGACAGCGGGGGGCGGGGCCGUGUCCAACCUGACGCUGCGGGGGAGGGUCCAGGACCACGGGGCCCCCCUGGUGUGCGAGGCCGAGACCCCCGGGGUGGGGACCCGGAGCGUCAGCGUCACCCUGAGCGUCAGCCACCCUCCCCAGGCUCUCUGGAUCGAGGCCCCUCCCCCCAACGCCACCUUCCGGGUGGGGGAGGGGCUGCGGCUGCUCUGCCACGCCCGGGGGGGGCACCCGGCACCCAAACUCACCUGGACCAAGGACGGGCGCCCCCUGCUGGACGCUCCCCCCCAGAGCCGCGAGGGUCACGUGACCUCCAGGCCCCUCCCCCUUUUGGCCACGCCCAGUGACAAUGGCGCCCCCUAUCGGUGCGAGGCUGCACCCACCCGCCAGGGGGCGCCACCCACCCGCAGCCAACCCGUCAGGCUGAGGGUGCAGUUUCCAGCCCAGUCCGUUUCCAUCUCGGUGUCUCCGCGGGAGCCCCGCCCCGGCCACGCCCUGAUCCUGACGUGUCGCGCUGGCCCCGCCCACCCGGCGCCGCUGCUGACGUGGAUCCGGCCCGGCCACGCCCCGGACCCGGGGCAGCCCCUCCCCCCCAGCCCCGCCCCCCACGGGGGGGUCACGGUGGGGUCGCGGCUGCUCCUGCAGGGGGCGCUGUCGCUCCAGGAUCAUAUAAACCAGUAA
Molecule: messenger RNA, 1992 nt
Organism: Poecile atricapillus (Black-capped chickadee)
Lineage: Eukaryota; Metazoa; Chordata; Aves; Passeriformes; Paridae
Product: nephrin-like
Exons: 16
Coding region: 1-1992 (663 amino acids)
Biological process (GO): cell-cell adhesion
Cellular component (GO): cell-cell junction
Molecular function (GO): cell adhesion molecule binding
Source: RefSeq, a predicted model, not a curated record